Liolophura sinensis is the source of this 789-nucleotide messenger RNA. Its product is annotated as interleukin-17A-like. Gene Ontology annotation, cellular component: extracellular region. The coding region runs from base 1 to 735 and encodes 244 amino acids. The transcript has 4 exons. Gene Ontology annotation, molecular function: cytokine activity. Lineage: Eukaryota; Metazoa; Mollusca; Polyplacophora; Chitonida; Chitonidae. The record is from RefSeq and is a predicted model, not a curated record.
AUGGUUGGAAUAAAUUACUGCGCUGCAUUCCUGAACAGGACCUUCAACAUUCCUCACAAUGGGUCUUCUUCCGUGAAUACGACUAGCUGGUCACAACUCCAUUCACUCAAUAAACAGAUCUACAGACGCCCAGCCGGAAAUAUAACAGUGAUUAUUGUGCUAACCACCAGUCACUUUGGAAAAGGUAAUCUACAGCUGGAUUGGUGUGAGGAGCCGGAAAACCUUGAUCAGAUGAAAGCCAACCUGAAUUCUUAUCCAAAACACGACUCCUUUCUCAACGUGCCGCCAGAGCGCAAUUUGCCAACAGGCGAACUGAAGACUUUAGAAGAGAUUCAAAACAAAACGCCCCAAUUCGUGAGCAUUGAACUGGAACCAGAGUACGGCCGGACAUCUUGUUCUGCGCCAUUGCGCCACCACCAUCACCAGAUCAUGACCACGUGCCCGUGGUAUUUUGCGAGGAACACAGACGUCAACAGGUACCCAAGAACAAUAAUACAGGCGAUUUGCAGUUGUGAGCAAUGUUUGGAGUUCAUGGGUGAUGUGAGGACCCAAAACCAGUGCAAACCCAUCCCUAACUUCAUCAGAGUUCUUCGCAGGGUGGGAUGUUCAUCAGGACGCUACGAAUAUGCCAUGGCACUGGAACCUAUGCCAACUGGGUGCACGUGCACUUCCGCAAUUCUAAGAUAUUCUCACAACCACAGAGCACAUAACCUUCGACCAAGGCCACGUGAUUGACCUUGCAGGGGUUCUGCUGAUUUAGCCACCGACGCCUCAGUUGGAUGUAAUGGU